AUGGUUGUGACAGCCAGGAUACCAGAUGAUCAUGUUGAGAAUGAACAGAAAGGCAAGAAGGUGACCAAGGCCCGAAACAGAUACAUUCAGUUCCUCUCUGAGCAAUGGCUGGUGAUUUGUUUCGGUCUGGCUUGUGUGUUGGCGUGGAAAUGGCCCGAUGUUGCCGCUACUGGGGGUCCGAUCAAAUCAGAGUACACCAUCCUGUACGGCUCCGUUGCCAUCAUCUUCUUCAUCAGCGGUCUGCAGCUCUCGACCCAGAAGCUCCGCGAGAACCUCUUCAACUGGCGCCUGCAUAUCAUCGUGCAGGGAAUCAGCUUCGUCGUCAUACCUGUGAUCUGGCUUGUGAUCAUGUGGAUCAUGAUCGCGGCCGGUGAUUUGCAGACCAAGGUCAUCGAGAUCCCUGUGCUCACCGGGAUGCUGGUGACAAGCUGUCUGCCGACGACCAUUUCUUCCAACGUCGUCAUGACCCGUAAUGCGGGCGGCGACGAUGCGGCGGCCAUCAUCGAAGUGGUUAUCGGGAACGUGUUUGGCUCCUUCAUCAGCCCUGGACUCAUCUAUGCUCUCAUCCCGCGCAGGCCCGAGUUCACAUCGUGGAUGCCAGCCUCGCCGACCACCCUGGGGGCCAUGUACAGUGGCGUCGCCGAAAAGCUGGGACUCACGGUCAUCCUGCCGCUGGUGGUGGGACAGUUGGUACGGAUCCUGUUUGAGAAGAAGGUGGUCUGGUGUGUGACGCAUCUGAAACUUGGGAAGCUAUCGACCUUCUUCCUCUGUACUUUGAUAUGGUCCACCUUCUCCAACGCCUUCAAGACGGGUGCACUCUACACGAUGCCCAAGGCCUCUAUUUUCUUCACAGUUUUUAUGAACAUCGGACUCUACGUCUUGUUCACCAUAAUCUGUUUUGUGUUCGCCCGGCCGCCGCACAACCUCGUGAAGAAGGCGAUAGGACCGCAGCUUGCGAGUCUUUCGAUCCCACGGCCCAUCAGGCACUUUAUCACCCCCAGACAGAUGUCCAAGGAGCAAACGAUCGCCGUGUGUUUUUGUGGCGCGGCCAAGACCACCGGUGUCGGAAUCCCGCUGGUGGCGGCAAUGUGGUCGGGCAGGGACGAGCUGACGAGGGCAUACCUGCAGAUCCCCGUGCUGCUGUAUACAAUGGAACAGGUGUUUCUGGCCCAGGGACUGGUGUACGUCUUCAAAUGGUUCUUGAGACGGAGCGUGCACAGCGAGCUGGACGUGGAGAGUGUGAGGGGAGAGCGUGGACUGCGAGCUCUGGAUGGGGCGGACGAGACGCCGUCUCCCACGACGGAGACGGUGAGAAAUGAUGAGAGGCUGCGUGCGGACUGUGCUGGCGUGGAGGAAGUCAAGCUUUGA
Molecule: messenger RNA, 1368 nt
Organism: Cryphonectria parasitica EP155
Lineage: Eukaryota; Fungi; Ascomycota; Sordariomycetes; Diaporthales; Cryphonectriaceae
Exons: 4
Coding region: 1-1368 (455 amino acids)
Cellular component (GO): plasma membrane
Source: RefSeq, a predicted model, not a curated record